ACGUGUCGUUCCGGAGCUGCCUCCCGUGCGGAGGAUGCGCUGCCUGGGCAGCGGGUGGCCGGUCAGGUUCGGGUAACCGAUCUGGGUAGGACGGUAACGGGUUCGGCUGGCCCGUAUUGCUACAUUAGUUGCAGUCGGGACUAGUGAUUGCAUCUGAAGAUGAUAGUUGUAUGGGCCAACGUGAGGUGGAUGGGAGAGAAGGAAAGUGCUCCAAGUAGAGACUCUACCGUGAGACUCGAUUACAGAGUAAUGCAAGUCACCUGUUAAAUGCCAGAUGCCGGAAGCUGUGCAAACCCAGGACCAACCAAUGGAGGAGGAGGUGGAGACCUUUGCCUUCCAGGCUGAGAUUGCUCAGUUGAUGUCUCUGAUCAUCAACACUUUCUACUCCAAUAAGGAAAUCUUUCUGAGGGAGCUGAUUUCCAAUUCAUCAGAUGCUCUGGACAAGAUAAGAUAUGAGAGCUUGACUGACCCAAGCAAGCUGGAUUCCGGAAAAGACCUGAAAAUUAACCUGAUUCCAAACAAGCACGAUCGCACUCUGACCAUUGUGGAUACAGGCAUAGGGAUGACCAAAGCUGACCUGGUCAACAACCUUGGUACUAUUGCCAAGUCUGGUACCAAGGCUUUCAUGGAAGCACUGCAGGCAGGGGCUGAUAUAUCCAUGAUUGGUCAGUUCGGUGUUGGUUUCUACUCUGCCUACCUGGUUGCAGAAAAAGUGACCGUGAUCACCAAGCACAAUGAUGAUGAACAGUAUGCUUGGGAGUCAUCAGCUGGAGGCUCUUUCACUGUCAGACUUGAUAACGGUGAGCCUCUGGGUCGUGGAACAAAAGUCAUCCUGCAUCUUAAAGAAGAUCAAACUGAAUACCUGGAAGAACGGCGAAUUAAGGAAAUUGUGAAGAAGCAUUCUCAGUUCAUCGGCUAUCCUAUUACACUCUUUGUGGAGAAGGAACGCGAUAAGGAGGUGAGCGAUGAUGAGGCUGAGGAGAAGGAAGAGGAAAAAGAAGAGAAGGAGGAAAAGACAGAAGAUAAGCCAGAGAUUGAGGAUGUUGGUUCUGAUGAAGAAGAAGAAAAGAAGGAUGGAGAUAAGAAGAAGAAAAAGAAGAUUAAGGAGAAGUACAUUGAUCAGGAAGAGCUCAACAAGACCAAGCCCAUUUGGACCAGGAAUCCAGAUGACAUUACCAAUGAGGAAUAUGGGGAAUUCUACAAGAGCCUAACUAAUGACUGGGAAGACCAUUUGGCUGUCAAACACUUCUCUGUGGAAGGGCAGUUGGAAUUCAGAGCUCUCCUGUUUGUCCCGCGGCGUGCACCCUUUGAUCUGUUUGAAAACAGGAAGAAGAAGAACAACAUCAAGCUGUAUGUACGCCGAGUGUUCAUCAUGGACAACUGUGAGGAACUGAUCCCUGAAUAUCUGAAUUUCAUGAGAGGUGUGGUAGACUCUGAGGAUUUACCUCUGAAUAUUUCUCGUGAAAUGCUGCAGCAAAGCAAGAUCCUGAAAGUGAUCCGGAAGAACCUAGUGAAGAAGUGCUUAGAGCUCUUCACUGAGUUGGCUGAAGACAAGGAGAACUACAAGAAGUUCUAUGAGCAGUUCUCCAAGAACAUCAAGCUUGGUAUACAUGAAGACUCCCAGAACCGCAAGAAGCUGUCAGAAUUACUGAGGUACUAUACAUCUGCGUCUGGUGAUGAAAUGGUUUCUCUGAAGGACUACUGCACUCGUAUGAAGGAGAACCAGAAGCACGUCUACUACAUUACUGGUGAAACAAAAGAUCAGGUGGCCAACUCUGCUUUUGUGGAGCGUCUUCGCAAACACGGCCUGGAAGUGAUCUACAUGAUUGAGCCUAUUGAUGAAUACUGUGUGCAGCAGCUGAAGGAAUUUGAAGGCAAGACCCUGGUUUCUGUAACAAAGGAGGGUUUGGAGCUUCCAGAAGAUGAGGAAGAGAAAAAGAAACAGGAGGAGAAGAAAGCCAAGUUUGAAAACCUUUGCAAAAUAAUGAAAGACAUCCUUGAAAAGAAAGUAGAAAAGGUUGUUGUGUCCAAUCGUUUAGUUACUUCUCCGUGCUGUAUUGUAACAAGUACAUACGGCUGGACUGCCAAUAUGGAGAGGAUCAUGAAAGCGCAGGCACUGAGAGACAACUCCACAAUGGGAUACAUGGCAGCAAAGAAACAUCUGGAGAUUAAUCCUGAUCAUUCCAUCAUUGAAACACUGAGGCAGAAGGCAGAGGCUGAUAAGAAUGACAAGUCUGUGAAGGACCUUGUCAUCUUGCUGUAUGAGACGGCACUCCUGUCCUCUGGCUUCAGUUUAGAAGAUCCUCAGACACAUGCCAACCGCAUCUAUAGGAUGAUCAAACUUGGCCUGGGCAUUGAUGAAGAUGACACUGCUGCAGAAGAAGCCAGUCCAGCGGUGACUGAGGAGAUGCCGCCUCUUGAAGGAGAUGAUGACACAUCACGCAUGGAGGAGGUGGAUUAAAACAGUUUACAGGAACUCACGAAUGUUUCCUUGGCUAAUACGAAUAAGUUAUAUUUUGUAUAUUAUGAAUGUUACCUGCCAAAAAAAAAAUCUUUGA
Messenger RNA from Egretta garzetta (little egret), 2558 nucleotides. RefSeq names its product heat shock protein 90 alpha family class A member 1 (gene HSP90AA1). The coding region runs from base 275 to 2461 and encodes 728 amino acids. The record is from RefSeq and is a predicted model, not a curated record. Gene Ontology annotation, molecular function: ATP-dependent protein folding chaperone; ATP hydrolysis activity; disordered domain specific binding. Gene Ontology annotation, cellular component: nucleus; myelin sheath; protein-containing complex. NCBI's taxonomy places the organism in Eukaryota, Metazoa, Chordata, Aves, Pelecaniformes, Ardeidae. The transcript is spliced from 11 exons. Gene Ontology annotation, biological process: protein stabilization; cellular response to heat; protein folding.